AUGGAUCGGAUUUUCUGGAUGGCCAAGGAGGAUGGGCGUUAUGACACUAAAUCCAGUUAUGAGUUUAUUUUGCAGGGACAUACUCUGGCUUCAUCUUCUGGUGCAACGUCAGGAAUUUGGAAGGCUCUUUGGCAAUCUAUAUCUAUCCCUCGGUGUAAGGAGCUUAUUUGGCGGGCCUGCCAUGAUAUUGUCCCUGUGCGUGCUGUCUUGGUGAACCGUGGCACUGUCACAGAUUCUAUAUGUCCUCUAUGUGGAGAUGAAGAUGAGACCUUGGUUCAUGCUUUCUUUGGGUGCUCGGAGUUGGCACCGGUUUGGUUCAGUUCACCGUUGUCUAUGGAUUUUCGUAAUGUCCCAGAUACAUUUUCCUUGGUUCAAUGGCUGUCUCAAAUUUUGAAAGAAGGAGAUGAGUGGCUAGUUGAUUCAGUUUUCACCUUGAUGUGGGCAAUAUGGGAGCGGCGAAACAAAUGGUGCUUCGAACAACAGUGGUACCCGUUUGAUUAUGUGCUCCGGCGGGCUUUUUCCAUGGCGGCUGUGGGAUUUAAUGGUGGUGAUGGAGGAGUUGUGCUUCAUGGCCAGCGCCGCGAGGGAGAUCGCGCGAAAUGGAGACCACCGCAAACGGGGAUUAUUAAAGUUAACGUUGAUGCUUCUGUCCCGACUGGCUCUCUGAUGGGAUAUGGAUACAUUGCUAGAAACUCGAGGGGAGAAGUGCUUGCCACAGCUGCUGCUAAAUGGCCAACGGUGUCGACGGUGGCUCUUGCAGAGGCGAUGGCAUUGAGGUGGGCUUUGCAGUUAUCUUUGGACCUUUAUCUUUGGACCUGGGUUUUUUUGCUGUGGAAGUUGAGAUAA
Messenger RNA from Lotus japonicus, 846 nucleotides. RefSeq lists its product as uncharacterized. NCBI's taxonomy places the organism in Eukaryota, Viridiplantae, Streptophyta, Magnoliopsida, Fabales, Fabaceae. The transcript has a single exon. The record is from RefSeq and is a predicted model, not a curated record. The coding region runs from base 1 to 846 and encodes 281 amino acids. Gene Ontology annotation, molecular function: nucleic acid binding; RNA-DNA hybrid ribonuclease activity.